Molecule: messenger RNA, 1828 nt
Organism: Triticum dicoccoides
Lineage: Eukaryota; Viridiplantae; Streptophyta; Magnoliopsida; Poales; Poaceae
Exons: 2
Coding region: 78-1487 (469 amino acids)
Source: RefSeq, a predicted model, not a curated record
UAAACAGGUAGCUAGGCAACACCGGCGCGUACGGCAGCUUGUUGAAGCUUAGCUCGAUCGCGUGUGUCCGUCCGUCCAUGGCGCCGUCGGAGAGGAUGCUGGAGUCGGCGGCGUACACGCGGAUGAAGGCGGAGAACCCGUCCGAGUUCGUGCCGCGGAGCGUCUUCUUCGCGCGCGACGGCGGCAGCGGCAUCGACCGCCGCAACAGCCUCUGGGUCAAGGCGGCGCUCGUCUACGAGUCCGUCACCGGCCGCCACGUCGACGACGGCGCCAAGCCCCUCGCUACCAGCCUCCUCCUCAGCCUCGCCCGCGAAUGUCGCUUCCGCAUCCACCCCGACGACGAACGGCCACCGGCGCCGCAGACCAAAGCCGCGGUGGUGACGGACGUCGUCAACAAAGUAUCGGGCGCCGUGGCUACGCCUAUUGCCGGCGCGGGCGGCGGAGAUGGAUCAGAGGAGAAGCAGAGCAAGACGGCGGAGAUGCACGACGAAGAAAAAGAGUCGGACGACAAGCAGGUGAUCGACGCCGUCUUUCUCGUCGUCGGCUUCCUCACGAGGCUGGUCAAGGCCGCCGAGGGCGUCGGCCGCGACGCCGUCGACGAGGGGUUCAAGUCCACGCACAUGCAGGACAUCGUCACGGACAUGAUCAAGCUGGAGAACCAGCACCCCCUCAAGCUCAUCCUCGAAGUCGUCGGGCACGUCCAGGACGCGGCACGCCACGUCGCCGCCGACGCCAGGUUCGAGGGGCUUCGGCAAUGCCUCGAGGGUUACAAUCUGGGGUUCACCUCCGCCACCUUCUUCGACGUCGUCGUCAGGCCCUUCUGCUGGUAUUACUCGCCCUUCUUCAACAAGCAGCUGCCGGCCGUGGACCGCGGCCUGUUCGACGGCAACCACGAGAUCGCGCUCCUGGACUUCCUCCACGCCAGCGUGGUGCCGACGCCGCCGGACGCGGAGAAGGGGGCGGCCGCCGGCGGCAGGACGUCCCGCAUGCCGACGGCAAGGGAGCUGAGCCGCUCCGGCGUGCGGAUCGCGCCGGGGGAGGACGGCCGCGCGACGGUGGAGUUCGACGAGGCGUCCGCCAGGCUGCAGCUGCCGGCGCUGGUGUACGACUUCAAGCUGGCCACGGUGGCCCGGAACCUGCUGGCGCGGGAGUACGAGGAGCAGAACAAGCCCGUGACGCGCUACUUCCAGAUGAUGAACGAGCUCGUCGACGAGGCGGCCGACGCCAAGAUCCUCCGCCGCGCCGGGGCCGUGCGCUGCGGCGGGGCGUCCGGCGCCGAGGUGCACGAGCUGGUCAAGCGGAUCGACGGGUACGCGACGUACCCGUCAGUGUACAUGGCCAUGGACGUGCAGAUCGCGAAGGUGAGGCGGUUCCACGACACGAGGAUGCAGAACUUCCUCGUCCGCUACCGCCCCGGCGUCAUCUGGGCGUCGUCGGUGGCCGCCGUCUCCUUGGUGGCCAUUGUUGCCGCCAGAAGAAGGGGGUGAGGAAGCCAACGGCCCGUGCAAGCCAUACGUGCACUCAUUAAUUCAUUGCUGAUUGGAGAUUGUACAUAGUUGUACAACAAAAAUGCUAGACAUACAAAGACUUGCACGCUUUUACACGCUCCUUCCAUCUAACAACCAAUCACAAACCUCUUCCCCCUGAUUUUUAGGGGGGGUGGGCCGCCCCGCUCACCUAUUGACCAAUCAAGGUUAACCAUCCUGUAAAAGCCUGUAAAUCGUUUGUACGUGUAGCAUUGCCGGUUGUACAAUUUGAAGUGUAAUGUUGUGUCUUGUGGUAAUGUGUACCGGUGUACAAUGUGUAAGUGCAAGCAAAGAUGACUAGA